Molecule: messenger RNA, 534 nt
Organism: Aspergillus terreus NIH2624
Lineage: Eukaryota; Fungi; Ascomycota; Eurotiomycetes; Eurotiales; Aspergillaceae
Gene: cyp3
Product: putative peptidyl-prolyl cis-trans isomerase
Exons: 4
Coding region: 1-534 (177 amino acids)
Biological process (GO): protein folding; protein peptidyl-prolyl isomerization
Cellular component (GO): intracellular membrane-bounded organelle
Molecular function (GO): peptidyl-prolyl cis-trans isomerase activity
Source: RefSeq, a predicted model, not a curated record
AUGGACAACACAGGAGAUAACUCCAAUCCUAUCGUCUUUUUCGACAUCACUCUUGGUGGAGAGCCUCUUGGUCGGAUUAAAAUAGAACUAUUCGCGAAUAUCACUCCACGUACGGCUGAGAAUUUCCGUCAAUUCUGCACCGGAGAGAGCAAAAACGCCCAGGGCAAACCACAAGGCUAUAAGGGGAGCAAAUUUCAUCGGGUAAUCAAAGAUUUCAUGAUCCAAGGAGGUGAUUUCAUACAGGGUGAUGGCACAGGAUCCUGCACAAUCUACGGCACCCCGAAGUUCCCAGACGAGAAUUUUGCUCUGAAGCAUGACCGAGCAGGCCUCCUGAGUAUGGCAAACUCGGGCCCCAACACGAAUGGCUGCCAAUUCUUCAUCACGACCACCCCGACGCCCUUCUUGAACAACAAACACGUUGUAUUUGGUCAGGUAGUCGAUGGCAUGGACAUCGUGCGAAUGAUCGAGAAUACCCGCACCACCAGAGACAAGCCUAUUCAAGACGUGACGAUCGUGCAAUGCGGAGAAAUGUGA